AUGCGCGAGUGGAUACACCGGCGGGUGAGCCAUGGGAUAAGGGGUGAUUGUUAUGGGAUGGUGCCGGUAAGCAAUGGGGGGGCCCGCGAGGAGGGGAGAAGGGGGAUUAGAAAAGACGGAGGGAUAGAGGGUGCUGGCACAGGACAUGCGCGAGUGGCCGGCCUGCGGGAUGUAGGGGCUCUCUCCUCUGCUCUUUGUCACCCCAUUCUUCCCCUAACCCUCCCCCCCUCCCCCUGCACGCCUCUUUCCAACGCCUCUUCCCCACUCCUCUUGCCCACACCACUCCACCACACCUACUCCCCACUCCCUCUCUCCUACCCCUCUCCCCCACGCCUUUCCCCCACGCAUUUCCCUCACCCCUCUCUCCCACCUCUUUCCCCCAUGCAUUUUCCUCACCCCCCUCUCCCCCCCCACCCCUUUCCCCCACGCACUUUGCUCACCCCAUUCCCCCACCCACCCCCUUCCCCCACGCAUUUUUCUCACCCCUCUCCCCCACCUCUUUCCCCCAUGCAUUUUCCUCACCCCCCUCUCCCCCCCCAUCCCUUUCCCCCUCGCAUUUUGCUCACCCCUUUCCCCCACGCAAUUUCCUCACCCCUCUCCCCGUUCAAGAGGAUGCUGAUUUAA
Messenger RNA from Closterium sp. NIES-65, 624 nucleotides. Lineage: Eukaryota; Viridiplantae; Streptophyta; Zygnematophyceae; Desmidiales; Closteriaceae. The record is from the annotation of a GenBank genome assembly.